CCCGGCGGUCGGCCGAUGACGCAAGCGCGCGCGCCGCCGCUCGCCCGCGCCGCACACUCCGCCACGGGCCGUCCGCGCGACAUGACGCGGCGCUUCACGCGGCAGCAGCUGCGCGCCGGCAGCGCGCUGGUGGCCAUCGACAACGAGGUGUUCGACGUGAGCGGCUUCCUGCACGAGCACCCGGGCGGCGCCGACGUGCUGCUGGCGGCGGCGGGCGGCGACGCCAGCGAGUGCUUCCGCCGCGUGGGCCACAGCGAGGACGCGCUCCAGCGCCGCGCGCGACUGCGCCUGGGCGAGAUGGCGGAGGCGGAGCGCUGGCCGCCGCCGCCGCCGCCGGCCGCCGCCGCGCCCGACGAGCCCGACGCGCCGGCGGCCGCGCUGCUGUCCGCGUGCGGCCCGCCGCUGCUGCUGGCCGCGCUCGCUGUGCUGGUGUACGGGUAUCUCUUACCGUAGGGCUGAUCGUAGACUGCUGAACGGUGACUCUUGAUAUAGGACCGAGAAAAGAACACUCGAAAGUUAGGUUAGGUAACCAAUAUCCAUCCAAGUUUUAAAACUACAAAUUGAUAUAAACUUUUAACUAGAACAUCAACUACAAACUGUAUCUCAAACAUUUUAUAAAAUCUUUGGUCCAACUAAUAAACAGGGUACAUGAAUAAAAUGCACCACCUAAUUAUUAUUUUAAUAAUUUUGAAAAAAUCUUUAUGGUGACCAAGUUAUAUUUUUAUUUUUAUUAAAUUACCAAUGUAUUUUGUACCACUUUUUUAUAUUAUGUUUUAUUUGUUUUGUAGAAAAAGCUUUAAAUUAUUUUACUCAUAAUCUGUGCAAAAAAUAAAUAGAGCAUUUUAUACAAUAAAUUCUUCAUAACGUUGUCAGCCUAUUUAAACGGCAUAUAACAAGGACACAAUCCUUGUAGGAGAGGAGAUUUUCAGUGCGGGUUGGUGGUCUUAGUAUGAUAAUGCUUAACCACAUAACAAUAAUUUUCAUAUGUUAAAGAUGAUGACAAGGAUUAACGCAUUACCGUGAGCCUCAUAAAAUAAACAGAGAUGCGUCAUUAGUUAAACAAAUCAGCAUUUGAUACACUUCAGAUGCUUCAGAUCUGUGAGUAGCGUAGUUUAAAAAAAAAUUAAAUUUAGGAAAGUAGGCAGAUAUUAUAAUACAUUUUGAAGAAAAAGUUGAAAAGUGCACACGUAAAAAAGUAUCUUAUUACAUUGGUUAUUCAGUCUGUAAGUUGAAAAUAUACAGAGGCUGUUUUAUUAUCAAAGCGCACGUAUGUCAUACGACGUUUUAUAACACAUUUGCGAGAAAGCACACUUUGAACAACUUUCUGAAAAUGAAUUUGCAUUUUUGCCUGUUUUCCUUAUGACAUUUUUAUACGCUUGUCUUUUUUGCACAGAUAACGAAGUGCGUGCGCGAAGCGUUUAUUUGUUUUAGACAAAUGCACCAAACCAGCCAGUAGGUUUUAGUAAAAAGGUGAAUUAAUAUUUUUGUGUUUCUGAUACAGAUAAAUGGUUGACAUUUAUUGUUAAAAUUGUUAAAAUUAAAGAAUUAAAUGUUUUUUUAUUAUAUUUCAUCUCAAAAAGUUAAUUUUAUUCAUAAAAUGUGGAGCACUUUUCUGACAUAAAAACUCUGCCAAGAUUUAAAAAAGUACCGUUCGCUUUUAGACGGAUGAUAAAGGUUUUAUAUUACAUUAGGGCACGAGUGCAUUUUACUUUACAUUACGUCACAUGUGCGUAAUGAGAUACAUAACGAUAUUGAAAUUGGUAAAAUAAGCGAUACUUUACGAGCAAAUGUGUUAUAGUAAAAACUAUGUAGUAGGUAAACGAUGUCUCUGCGAACACAUUUUACCAAUGAUAAUGUAAUAUUAUUGCAUUUUACCCGUUUUAGUAAUUAAUUUUAUAUAAUUUAUUACGACUGAUGUAUACAUACAUAUAAUGAUAAUUAUUUCACAUGAAUGUGAUAGUAGUAAUAAAAGCUUGUUUGUGUUUCUAUAAAUAAAAUAUAAUUGUUAUUUACAAUAUUACGUUUUACAUUAAAUAAUUAAAUUAAAUACUAAACUAAAACUUACCUAUAAAUAAAAUAUAAAAACAACA
This is a messenger RNA of Bicyclus anynana (squinting bush brown), 2090 nucleotides long. Its product is annotated as cytochrome b5-like. The record is from RefSeq and is a predicted model, not a curated record. The transcript has a single exon. NCBI's taxonomy places the organism in Eukaryota, Metazoa, Arthropoda, Insecta, Lepidoptera, Nymphalidae. Gene Ontology annotation, molecular function: heme binding. Bases 16 to 453 code for a protein of 145 amino acids. Gene Ontology annotation, cellular component: intracellular membrane-bounded organelle; membrane.